AUGGGUCAGGAAUUAAACGGUAGCGCCAACGGGAAUGGACUGAAUGGACUUACCAAGGGCCAUUUGAAAGGACACACGAAUGGGUGUGUGGCAAUCAUUACUCUUCUAGAGGCCUUAGCUGACAGCCUGAUCAGACACACCACACCACAGAAGCCAUCCUCAACCCCCCCUCCCCCGAUUGCCAUCAUUGGCAUGGGAAUGCGUCUACCCGGCGGAUGCAAUGACACCGAAUCUUUCUGGGAUCUCCUCAUGAAUAAGAAGGAGGGCAUGAUCCCCGUUCCUUCUACUCGCUGGAACGAAGAUGGUUUCCAUAAUCCCUCCGGAAAGCCGGGCACGAUCCGCAGCAAAGAAGGUAACUUCCUUCAGCAAGAUCCUGCAGUAUUCGACGCGGGUUUCUUUUCUAUGACUGCGUCGCAGGUGGAACAGGUAGAUCCGCAACAGCGAAUUCUGCUAGAAACUGUCUAUGAAUCGCUAGAAAAUGCCGGAGAAGGUAACGUCAGAGGGAAGAAUAUCGGUGUGUAUGUGGGAACUUUCGCAGAGGUAUGUUGGCUGUGUCGAAGUGCGGCGCGGUGGCCUUGCUAA
This is a messenger RNA of Aspergillus melleus, 582 nucleotides long. RefSeq lists its product as uncharacterized. Gene Ontology annotation, biological process: fatty acid biosynthetic process; secondary metabolite biosynthetic process. Lineage: Eukaryota; Fungi; Ascomycota; Eurotiomycetes; Eurotiales; Aspergillaceae. The coding region runs from base 1 to 582 and encodes 193 amino acids. The transcript has a single exon. The record is from RefSeq and is a predicted model, not a curated record. Gene Ontology annotation, molecular function: fatty acid synthase activity.